This is a messenger RNA of Desarmillaria tabescens, 705 nucleotides long. RefSeq lists its product as uncharacterized. The annotation marks the transcript as partial. NCBI's taxonomy places the organism in Eukaryota, Fungi, Basidiomycota, Agaricomycetes, Agaricales, Physalacriaceae. The transcript has 2 exons. The record is from RefSeq and is a predicted model, not a curated record.
ACAUCGCACACCCUGGACACUCCAUCCCUCUUCUCCCUUCUCAAAGACUGUAUCACAAAUGACUACGACUUUGGCAUGGCAUAUAGCCUUCUCCGCCGGAUAUGGUACACGCGUUACUGGAGCACCAUACGAGCCAAAGUUUGCAAAUAUGAGAAGGAGGAUCGGGAGAGGCGACGGAAAGCACUCGUUGGUAACCAGAUUGUCGGUGUAGAUGUGGGACCUCGACGUGUGUGGAAUCUCAAUCGGGUGGUGCCAUGGUGGAUCACGAACGUUAAUGGGAAAUUCCGCUGGCCUCAGCCGAUAUCGCAUGCGUGGGUGGACAAGAAGGAGAGGGCCGACGUGUGGAUGCCCAUCAAUGGAUACGAAUGGCCUGUUCCCAUCCCGAAAGAGAGUGACCUCAAACUAGUCCGCAUCGAGAUGCUCAAUCUUGGAGCAGAGUACGCAUGGUUGGACGUUCUCUGUUUGAGACAGGCGGGUGGUCCAGGGGAGGAUAUGCGUGCAGAUGAAUGGAAGCUGGAUGUGCCCAUGAUCGGGGCGGUGUAUGAUAGCUGUUGGCCUGCUGUGGUGAUUUAUUUGAGCGGGCUGGGUCGGCCUUUGAGUUUGGAGGAGGGCGACUUGGAUAGUGAUCGCAGUUGGUUUAGACGUGCGUGGACACUACAGGAGAUUGGGGACAAGAGGAUGAUUGCCGGAGACACCAACCCUUAG